This is a messenger RNA of Acanthoscelides obtectus, 3949 nucleotides long. NCBI's taxonomy places the organism in Eukaryota, Metazoa, Arthropoda, Insecta, Coleoptera, Chrysomelidae. The record is from the annotation of a GenBank genome assembly.
GCCACUUCUGUGCUGCUACCCACAACAUAAACUUGACAGCCCCCUAUUGUGGUCAGGGUUUGAAAAGAGGAAACUAUCCAGUGCUUAUAAUAUACAGAACUUAUUGGCCUUUCAGCAGCAUCAAUAUCUGAAAUCUAUUGAAUGGUUCCUAACGGAAGACAUUGGAACAAACCCACAAACGCACUAGCGACCGAUUUGACAAUAUGUUGACAAUUGACAGACAGAAAUAGAAGUUGAGAGAAAUGCAACGAUAAUACAAUGUUCGCCGCCAUCUUCCUAUUGCAUGCACCAAUGACAUAAGCAAGAAAUACUCAUUGACCAUCAAUGAAAAGAAUAUUGGCCCAAGGAAAAGUUACUUUAUCGUAUAGGCCUACCAUUUGUUCAAAUUUUCUUUGCCCUGCUGAUUUAUUUUGACAAGUGGACAAAUUUGUUAUAUGUCAAAAAUGAAGAUGGGCGACGGUAGCAUAAUUUUGCGAAGAAAUAGGCCUGGUACAAAAGCACAGGAUUACUGUCGGUGGCCCGAUGAGCCGUUUGAAGAGAUGGAUAGCACCCUAGCGGUGCAGCAAUAUAUCCAGCAACUGAUUAGAAAAGAUCCUACAAACAUUGACUUGAUAUUGAAAAUGCCAGAGAACCAAGAUGAGGGUGUCUGGAAGUAUGAACACUUAAGGCAAUUUUGCAUGGAACUGAAUGGUCUGGCUGUGAGGCUGCAAGGAGAAUGUCAUCCAGAGACAUGUACCCAGAUGACUGCCACAGAGCAAUGGAUAUUUCUUUGUGCUGCUCACAAAACUCCAAAGGAAUGCCCAGCUAUUGAUUACACCAGACAUACUUUGGAUGGUGCAGCCUGUCUUUUAAAUAGCAAUAAAUAUUUUCCUAGUCGUGUUAGCAUUAAGGAAUCAUCAGUAGCAAAAUUAGGCUCAGUAUGCAGACGAGUCUAUCGGAUCUUCUCGCACGCAUACUUUCAUCAUCGUCAGAUUUUUGAUGAAUUCGAAAACGAGACGUGCCUGUGCAAGCGAUUCACACACUUUGUUACCAAAUACAACCUCAUGUCCAAGGAUAAUCUCAUUGUACCUAUAUUGGAGGACGAGAAUACUCCUGGAGAAUCGGAGGCGUAACUUAAAAAAAAAACACUUGGUAACCAAGUCGAAUGUGGAUGCUCUCUGGUUAGAUGUAUACUAGUGUGUAAGUGAUGUUGGUAUAGACAACCUUAUUAGUGACAGAUCUAGAAUUGAAAUUACACAAUUAUCCAACAUAUGACCCACAGGUGUAAGUUGUUGUCAAGAAGUAACACUUUUACUUUCUCAAAUUGCUUCAGGACUAGAAAAAAACAGUAUUAAAUCUUCUAAAAAGGUAUAAUGAAUAACGCAAAAAAAUCGGCUCCAUUCAUACUACUAACAUGGUGCAUUUUUUAGUUUGUGUCCAUGUAUUUAAUUUCAACACAGAACAGUGCAGAUCUAAAAAUUGUGAUUUCAAGUUUCUUUCAUAUACAGGGUGGUAUGCCUUAGUGAAAUAUCCUGGAUAAUGAGAUAUAGGGCGUUGAAGUUUAUUUUUUUCUCUAUGACUGCUGCUAUAUUUAUAAUGUAAAUAUUGAUAAUCUGGGGUUUCCGAAGAUGAGGAACACGAUUAUUUUCAAUGUAGUACAUAGAGGAUACAGUUUACACUCUUACUAUCUUAUACCUCAACCUUUUUAUGCCUUUAUUUUUUGUUGGUACUGUUUUAUUAUUUUUUAUUGAAAAUUAUGUGUCAAUCAAACCCAUUUGACAUAUUUAAAUUUCAACAUUUCAUUGCACAGUCAAAUGGCUGGCUUAAACACUGUUAAUGAUUGCUAUGGACAUGAAAUUAUCAUUUUUCUGGAUAUUUUGCAACGCCAAUAUAUCUGAGGUAUUGUCAAAUAUACAUUCGUUUCUGAUCCACAACAUGUUUCACUCUUGAUAAACUGUCCACCCUGUAUAAUUUUUCAAAGAGUAACAAGGCAAGCACUACUUGCAUAGUUUCUUCUAGUAUACACUUGACCAAAAUUAGUAUAUAAGCAAACACCAAAAAAGCUGCAGUGUUAGUAGGUUUUUCAAUUUCUUCUGAUUUAUAUUACGGAUCUGUAAUUCUCGUUGUUAAAUUGCGUUUUCUGAACGUUAAACAUGAACAUGACAGAAAGCAUGACUAGCAUUUGAGUAUGAAAAUUGCCAAAAUGUAUCAUUUUCUGACAUAGAGAUUGAUUGAUCACAUGUCAAUGAAUUGUAGAGUCAGUUACUCUUAAAUUCAUUUUCUGAGUAAUAUAUUGACCAUUAUCUCCAAUAUCAUUUUGUUAUUGCAAACUUAAUACAUGGUAAAAUGCAGGUAGAUUCCUUUCAUUGAGACAGCUGUCCAUGCUGUUAAAGGAUAGAGACAUUGCCACUACACCCUUUGGGAUUCCCUGAACCUCAAAACGAUAAUUUUGCUUGUUGACAUAGACAUUCGUCCAAAAAUACGCUUCAUUAGAGAUUAUUUGUUUUUCACCUGAUUCUAAAUUGUAUUAUGAUUUUGUUGAUAUUAUUAAACUUUAUUAAUAAUUUCUGCUGUACUUACUGCAAUGAACGGCACUGGCAAAUCUGUUCUACGGGCCUUUAACAUCCUGUACUCUAUGAAAUUAUUUUUAGAUGUUAUAUGACAUGUAUAUCACGAAAAAACGUCACCCAUUUUCGUCGGAUUUUGAUGAAAUUUCCACACAAGGUUAGCAUUAUGCCAAGGACGAAAGCGUUGUAGUUUUUGAAAAUCGGUCCAGUGGCGGCGGAACAAAGGCCAAAAGCCAAAAACGAAAAAAAUAAAAGUCGGCCAAACUUGGCAUUUCAGAGGAUCCCGAUUAUUUUUGAAAACAAUUUUAGGGGUAAAAAUGGAGAGUGGGGGAGGGUUAUCUCAAUUGUUUUGAUGUUAGUAUGUUUAUAUGCUCCCAACUUCGGUAGUUGUACCCACGUAGAUUUCUCCGUACAUUUGCCCUUAGGAUUAUAGAUAAAUGCUUCCGAUUCGCGUCACUGCUUCUGUUAAGAGAGGGGACGUUAUCAGAUGGACUAGUAGGGGAGGGAAAGGAUGUCUAUGGACCAACUGUUUGACUGACUUGAUCUAUUUAAUUUCCCUAUUAUACAUGUUUAUAACUAACUUUUUUCUGCCAGGAUCUCUCUUGUGCUGAACAUGAUCCUUUAUGAACUGAUGACGGCGUUGCGUGUCAAAUGCAGUCAAUCUACUUGACGCCAUUUUUUAUAUUAGAGCUUUUAUUUUUUUCAUGGUAUCAAUUUCAUGGUAUCAAUUUCUAUAUAUUUCCUGAAUUAUUUUUUCCGAAGAUUGAUAUUCAAGGGAAGGGAUGUCACUCAGUAAGGUUUGAAAAUUCGACAUUAGUUGUGUGCUAGAUCAGAUAGUUUUCAAUGUUUCAAUUUAUCACCUAUUUUUAACGAUUUGAUGUCUCUAUUUGUAUUUAAAUUUCAAUCCUGUAAAAGCAAAUAAAUGACGUUCAAUGAAAAAUGAAUGUUUCUCAACCCUUACAAAUACUGGCACCUCGAAAAAUCUAGUAUGAAUUUUGUCAUUAUACACAUGCUGGUUCAUGAUGAACCACGUUAUUAUAUAUUUUUAUAAAUGUAUUUCAUUCAUGUAUUUACCUAUAGAUAUUACUACCUUUUAUUUGUCGUUUUGUAGUGUUUCUUUAUGUGGUAUUUAGCUUAGCGUAGUUACAUAGGGUGUCCCAAGAAAACUGUCCUGCAAAUCCCGUUCAUAUAAAUUUUAACAUGUAUAAGAAUGAAACGUUCAGUGAACUGAAAAAUCCGUUCUUUAGGAAGUAGAGGCAUCAGCUUUGGAUGACUGCUUUGAAUCUUGAAAUAUUAUGCAAUUGUGAUAUUUUGGAACAUCCUGUAUCUGUGUCUAUCAAAUUUAAAAUAAAAUGUACAUUUUAGGAUGUAAAAACUUGUAAUAAAAUUCAGUGAAUAGGAGA